This is a messenger RNA of Dothidotthia symphoricarpi CBS 119687, 1320 nucleotides long. RefSeq lists its product as uncharacterized. Gene Ontology annotation, biological process: regulation of DNA-templated transcription. The transcript has a single exon. NCBI's taxonomy places the organism in Eukaryota, Fungi, Ascomycota, Dothideomycetes, Pleosporales, Dothidotthiaceae. The record is from RefSeq and is a predicted model, not a curated record. The annotation marks the transcript as partial. Gene Ontology annotation, molecular function: zinc ion binding; DNA-binding transcription factor activity, RNA polymerase II-specific.
UCAACCCUAAACGUAGGAUGGCGAGCAUCAACAGGACGUAAGAGAGUUCUUACUGUUGAGCAGCGAUCAUAUGCAGCAUGGAUGCGGGUUGCUGGAACUUGCUCGAACUGCGAGAGACGAGAAGUAAGAUGCGAUCCUGGCAUUCCAUGCAAGAGCUGUAUAGAACACUACAGAGAGGAUCUGGUCAAUCACCCUUGCCGGGACAGUACGCUCAGUGACCUAUACGCGACCUUCCUUUCCAACCGCUUAAGGUCGCAUCCAUCUUUCCAAUCUUUGGAGUCGUUCGUUCUAGCUGAUGGUCUCGAAAUUUCAACGGGGAUUACCUACACUAUUCCACUGAACAUUGGCUUUGGCCCAGCGCUUGAUGUCUCGGUACACGCUGUACAGCUCAAAGAUGAUCAUCCUUUAAUACACGAACACAUCAUCUAUUCAUGGCCACCCAUGCCUUUGACCAGCCCUCCUUCCCGUCACAGGAAUGUUGUGAUCCCGGCUGUACUAACAGCUGAUGCCCAUUCCUCUCUCGCGCAGACUUUGGACUCACACUUAUCGCUACUCGUAACGCGUAACUUCCGCGCUUUCCCGCUAUAUUGUUCACAACUACAGAUUUUACGCGAGAUCUACAUUUUCUUUUGCAGCCUUCCAGCAAGCUCCCAUCAAUACCGCACACUUCACCAGGCGCUCAAGCUUCUCGUACUGGUUCAUACCGGCGACAACAUCACGUCGCCUUUACCUUCACAGAGUCGGGCAUUGGACCAUCUCAUGCACAGUACGAAGGCAAUAUCCGGGGACCUCGCUCCUACACCUUGCUUCAUCCGCUCCCAGUUCAGCGCAAUCAUACCUCAACUUGCCCUCACCUUGAUAAAGGAUGUGGUCAUGUCAUUGACGCAAUUUCUCCUAAGCAGGCAACAUAGCGAAUGGCCCAUCGCUCUGGCUGUUCUCAUCACCGUCCUCAUGACGGUUGAAUCUAUACACUACCACGCCGCGAAGCUGCCAUACCACGACCAUUACGACACAACACGCUCAUCCAGUACUGAAAAAGACUUAGAACUUGAGGAUCACAGUGUGAAGGCACUACUCGAUUUCUACAGCGCAUGCUUCUCUGGUUGCCACGCUAGACUCAGACCCGACUGGGAGGGCGAGCCUAUGCAGUCCCACCACAACACAGCCGAAGACGUAUUUAUUCAAGGUCUACGGAACGCGAUUAAGAAGGCCAGCGUUUCCGGCUAUCUAGUCGAGAAAGCCAAAGAGAAGAGACCAGAGGACGAUAUGAGGUACUUCUUCGAUCGACUUGUUGCACGCCUCCUCAUCUUAAGGCUUUGA